AUGUCAAAGCGUCGAUCUUCAUCUGCGACAAGCAUCAAUAGCGGUGGCGUGGUUCUUUGCGAGCACAAUGUUCCUGCUGUCGUGAAGACAUCAGGCACCUCGACCAACCCAUGCAGGCAGUUUUAUGGAUGCUCAUAUUGGCAGAAUGUGGAUGGGAAACAUAAGUGUAGAUUUUUUAGGUGGGUCAAGAGGAUUGAUUAUGGAAACCAGGAUCUUGAGGCAAUAAUAAUACAUUAG
This is a messenger RNA of Linum trigynum, 237 nucleotides long. The record is from the annotation of a GenBank genome assembly. Lineage: Eukaryota; Viridiplantae; Streptophyta; Magnoliopsida; Malpighiales; Linaceae.